AUGAACGGGUGGAACAAAUCCAAAUCCGUCAAUGAAACUGAAUCUCAAAGUCUCAGUUUCUCAGAAUCUCAGAAUCUCAGAAUCUCAGAAUCUCAGAAUCUCAGAAUCUCAGAAUCUCAGAAUCUCAGAAUCUCAUAUCUCAGAAUCUCGGAAUCUCAGAAUCUCAGAAUCUCAGAAUCUCAGAAUCUCAGAAUCUCAGAAUCUCAGAAUCUCAGAAUCUCAGAAUCUCAGAAUCUCAGAAUCUCAGAAUCUCAGAAUCUCAGAAUCUCGGAAUUUCAAAGUCUCAUAAUCUUAGAAUCUCAGAAUCUUAGAAUCUUAGAAUCUCAGAAUCUCAGAAUCUCAGAAUCUCAGAAUCUCAGAAUCUCAGAAUCUCAGAAUCUCAGAAUCUCAGAAUCUCAGAAUCUCAGAAUCUCAGAAUCUCAAAAUCUCAGAAUCUCAGAAUCUCAGAAUCUCAGAAUCUCAGAAUCUCAGAAUCUCAGAAUCUCAGAAUCUCAGAAUCUCAGAAUCUCAGAAUCUCAGAAUCUCAGAAUCUCAGAAUCUCAGAAUCUCAGAAUUUCAGAAUCUCAGAAUCUCAGAAUCUCAGAAUCUCAGAAUCUCAGAAUCUCAGAUUUUCAGAAUCUCAAAGUCUCAGUUUCUCAGUAA
This is a messenger RNA of Caenorhabditis briggsae, 642 nucleotides long. The transcript has 2 exons. Bases 1 to 642 code for a protein of 213 amino acids. Lineage: Eukaryota; Metazoa; Nematoda; Chromadorea; Rhabditida; Rhabditidae. The record is from RefSeq and is a predicted model, not a curated record.